This is a messenger RNA of Juglans microcarpa x Juglans regia, 865 nucleotides long. RefSeq lists its product as uncharacterized. The transcript is spliced from 5 exons. Lineage: Eukaryota; Viridiplantae; Streptophyta; Magnoliopsida; Fagales; Juglandaceae. The coding region runs from base 88 to 567 and encodes 159 amino acids. The record is from RefSeq and is a predicted model, not a curated record.
AGAUAAACGACUUCGUCGUUUCAUAAACAUUAGAUAAUCAGGACGCACGGUCCAUGGCCGCCGUGUUUCAGAGUCGGCAUUGGUAGAAUGGCAUUGAGAACAUCGAGCUUACUGACAGCCGUCCAAUUGGAGGCCGAAAAUUCUAACGGUGCGCCUGCUCCACGGAUUCCGAGCCCCUUGCCCCGUCUCUCCUUCUCUAAGCCCUGUUGGGUCGUCAGGACGGAGUCAAAUGUUCGGAAAGAAGUAAGAAAGCAGCCAGAUCCACCUUGUGUAGUCUGUAAAGGGAGUGGAAGGGCUGAUUGCCAUCAUUGUCGUGGAAGAGGAAGGACGAACUUUGUGCAUUUAGCAAUGCUUCCUAAAGGCGAAUGGCCAGAAUGGUGCAGGACUUGUGGUGGAAGUGGUCUCAGCUACUGCUCUCGCUGCGUUGGGACUGGGGAGUAUAGGUAUAUAAUGGGCUUCCAUUUCAUGAAGAUGGAUGCCAAUCACACCCAAGAUCAGAAAAAGUAUGAGGUCCAAGGUGACCGAGAACGCGGUAGCGCCGCAGAUUUACUUCUAAAUGAAGAAUAAUCAAAUUCAACGAUGGCUUAACCCACGGAUUCAGGAAGCAUGUACUUGCAACUUGAUUGCCAUAGGAAAACAUCGUACAAUGUGGUUAAAUUCCUGUUGAUACGAUCACAGUUUGAGAACCAUCUCCUCUCUCUCUCUCUCUCUCUCUCUCUCUCUAACACACAUACAAGGGAAUGCAAUGUUACUCUGAAGUGACCAGUUGAGCACAAUAUGAAACCAUGAAAAUACAGAAUUUUGUGGAUGUCUUGUAGCUGAAUCAUCGUUUCCUGCUAUGAUGGCGAUUAUGUGGCUUGCUUUA